AUUUACAUCAUUCCAAUCCAAUCGACUGGCUUUGCAGUUGAAUUCGGUGGUUAAUUCCGGCCCCGGUUUGAUCAAGCGAUAAACAUUUGUGCAUUUCUCGUGUUUUAUUCCAUGUGCUGUCUGUGUACUGAUAAUGACAAGUGAUGAUAGUGAUGCGCUGAUAAGCUGUUCUGUGUUGAUUGUCGACUGUCCAAAAAAACGCUUAUGUUUUAGUCCGAUUGUAGUUGCUGAGCAAGUUGCACGCGUUUCAGUUGAUAAGCACAAUUUCGGAAUUACUAUUGAUUAAAGAAAGUGCUUGUGUUUGUUAUAUAAUUUCAUUGAGUGUAACGUCGGAUAACAAUAAUCCGAGUCUCCGGUAGAACCGGUAUCUAGUGUGUAGAUAACUAAGUGUUCUACGUUCGAAGAAGAAUUAGUGUAUUGUAAACGCAAUGAACCAGAAGUUGCACUUUUGAAUGUCAAACCCUCAAAACCGGUUUCCGCAUCAAGGAGGUGCCUUGAACUGGGUCGUACGAUCAGCAAUUAGAUUUAGUAGCCGCACUACGCUCCAAGAUUCGAACGAACGGUGAUCAGUCAAAUUCAACGAAAUCAAAAGUAACCAAAGAAUAACCGCAAAAAAACAGGUAACAAUGUCCAACGAAACCGAAGAAAACAAGGUGCGUUACCGGCGGACACAAAGCGUCACCAGGGCCGAAGAGAUUACCAAAAAAGAAACCAAACAACGAAGAUCACAGCCAGAUAAGCCAUGUCACCGGCCGCGGGACUCGCUAUUCUCCUGGAGCUCCGGAUUCAACAAUUUCACCGGUCUGGUCAAUUGGGGUUUUCUGCUGCUCACGAUGGGAGGUUUUCGUUUGGUGUUAGAAAAUUUUAUCAAAUACGGUAUCCGGGUCGACCCGGUUCAGUGGUUCGUGGUCCUAACGGGUAGAAACGAAGGCGAAGGUUAUCCGUCGCUGUUGCUGAUUGUCUAUUCAAUAGUUCCUAUAAUGAUCUGUCUGAUCGUGGAAAAAGGCCUUGCAGCCGAUAUUCUGAUGGAAAGCGCCGGCAUGAUAGUGCACGUUGUAAACAUCGUGGUGCUUGUGCUGAUACCGAUGGUUGUGAUACACGUCAAGGGGCAAACUUUCAGCCUAGUUGGUGCCAUGACAGUUUGUUUCACCUAUUGUAUCCUCUUCCUAAAAAUGUGGAGCUACGUUCAAGUUAAUUUGUGGUGUCGAACGCAGUACAAGCACCGAGGUAGCCGAUCCGGUCGCCGGCAAAGUAUAUCAAUUGCACAGCUUCAGAACGAACGUGAACAUGAGCAAGAACGCAACAGUACCGGAAACGGAACAAUCCCGAAGAAAAACAAAGACAAAAUGCCACAGUUGAUACACUAUCCGGACAACUUGCAUUUGAAGGAUUUCUUCUACUUCCUGCUAGCUCCGACUCUGUGCUAUGAGCUAAACUUUCCCCGUACUUCCCGAAUUCGUAAGCGCUUCCUUAUCAAACGUAUCCUGGAGGUUGUCAUCGGAGUGCAUAUCGUUAUGGGUCUGUUCCAGCAGUGGAUGAUCCCUUCGGUGCGGAACUCUUUGGUUCCGUUCUCGAAUAUGGACUUGACCAAAACCGCAGAGCGGUUGCUAAAAUUGGCGAUUCCAAAUCAUCUUAUGUGGCUCUGCUUCUUCUAUUUGACAUUUCACUCGUUUUUGAAUUUAAUGGGUGAAUUACUGCACUUUUCCGAUCGAAACUUCUACAGUGACUGGUGGAAUGCCAACAACAUUGACACCUUUUGGAGAACUUGGAACAUGCCUGUUCACAAGUGGUGCGUCCGACAUCUGUACAUUCCGGUGGUAGACCUAGGUUACUCCAAGAUUUCCGCAUCGGUGAUUGUAUUCUUCAUCAGUGCCUUCUUCCACGAGUACCUCGUCAGCGUGCCUUUGAAAACAUUUAAGAUUUGGGCCUUUAUGGGCAUGAUGGCGCAGCUACCGCUCUCUUCCGUAUCGAAGUUCAUGGAAGUUAACUACGGGCAGCGGUGGGGUAACAUUGUGGUGUGGACAUCUAUAAUUCUCGGUCAACCGCUUGCCAUUAUGAUGUACUACCACGAUUACAUGAUCACCAAUUACAGUGAUGUAGUGGCAUAGAGUGGAUCAUGAGACUGCGUGCGUGGGACCUGUGCGGUAAUAAAUACAAAAUUUGACAGAUUUGCCAAACCUACUGAUCACAUAUCGAAUAGUGAAAAACAUGUACCUAACACCGACGAUCGGAGAGCAUCACACGUGUUUUUCAAGCCAUACACAUCACAUGUUAUGUUAUGCAUUUUGAUAAAAGAUAAGCUAUUACCUGCAUGUUUACUACUUUUUGAAUAUAGUUUUUUCGCGGAA
This is a messenger RNA of Sabethes cyaneus, 2348 nucleotides long. RefSeq names its product diacylglycerol O-acyltransferase 1 (gene mdy). NCBI's taxonomy places the organism in Eukaryota, Metazoa, Arthropoda, Insecta, Diptera, Culicidae. Gene Ontology annotation, cellular component: endoplasmic reticulum membrane. Gene Ontology annotation, molecular function: diacylglycerol O-acyltransferase activity. The record is from RefSeq and is a predicted model, not a curated record. The transcript has 9 exons. The coding region runs from base 627 to 2108 and encodes 493 amino acids. Gene Ontology annotation, biological process: triglyceride biosynthetic process.